This is a messenger RNA of Suricata suricatta (meerkat), 3170 nucleotides long. It is a transcript of the gene MYLK3, whose product is annotated as myosin light chain kinase 3. The coding region runs from base 214 to 2325 and encodes 703 amino acids. Gene Ontology annotation, biological process: intracellular signal transduction; protein phosphorylation; positive regulation of apoptotic process. The transcript is spliced from 13 exons. Gene Ontology annotation, cellular component: nucleus; cytoplasm. Lineage: Eukaryota; Metazoa; Chordata; Mammalia; Carnivora; Herpestidae. The record is from RefSeq and is a predicted model, not a curated record. Gene Ontology annotation, molecular function: ATP binding; protein serine/threonine kinase activity.
CUCAUGGCCACAGCAGAGUGGGAGAUAAGCAAAGGCGAAGGCUCAGAGAGAACCUGGUCCUUGGGCUCUCUAAACAACCCAGGCGAUCUAUGUGGGUUGACGUUGCUGGGUGAGGCUGCUAGCUAUCAAGAACAAUGAACUUCCAGGUACCACCGCCCAAGUGAAAACUAAGAGUCUGUGGAUUUCCUGAUUCCUCAUCAAGCCUGCUUCAAGAUGUCUGGAGCAUCCAAGGAGGGUUUGGAGACCCGGGGGCUGCUGGUGUCAGGCAAGGCCUACUUAACCACCAUGGACAGAAAGCUUAAUGUGCUAAACGAGAAGGUUGACAAACUCUUGCAUUUCCAGGAAGACGUCACGGAGAAAUUGCAGUGUGUGUGCCAAGGCAUGGGCCACCUGGAGCAGGGCCUUCACCGCCUGGAGGCCUCUCACAUCCUGGGCCCAGGGGGAGCCGACCACACUCCUCCGGCUGAGUCUCAGGCUGGGUGGCCAGAGGUCCUGGAGCUGGUGAGGGCUGGGCGGCAGGAUGCUGCCCAGCACGGUGCCAGGCUUGAAGCCCUAUUCAGGAUGGUGGUGGCCAUGGACAAGGCCAUAGCUUUGGUGGGGGCUGUGUUCCAGAACUCGAAGGUGGUGGAUUUCAUCAUGCAAGGGAGUGUCCCCUGGAGGAAAGGAAGCCUGGCUGAUGGCCCUUCGGAGAACAAAGAUCGAGUGGAAGAGAAAGGAGCCAAACCAAAGCACGCGCUGAGCACCAGAGCCGUGCAGGCCGAGGUCAGGGGGCCUCGGGAAGGGUGCAGCAGGGUCUGUGGGGAAGUGGAGCGGCUUCUCGGCUCUGCGGACACGCCCAGCUCAGCUCGACCUGUUUGUUCAAGAGAAACAAGAAGGAUCUCCAUCCAUGUGCAGGAAACAGACACCCCUGGGGAGCUGCUUGUGACGCGAGGAGACAGCCUCAGACACAACCCCCCUGAGGAGGCCCCAGCAGCUGCCUAUCCUGGUGAGCAGGACCCACCUGGGCCCAUCCCCCAGACCCCUCCAGCCAAGUUGGAAAAACAGAUCCCAAAAGGAGCUGGCAAGAUUUCUCCACUGCAGAAGCAGAGCAGCAGUGAGGGAGCAAAGGCCGAGGAGAAGCAGGGGUUGGGGGCUGAGUCCACCAAGGGACCCAGAGGAGCCAGGAGGAACACGGGAGACUGUGCUGGAGCCCUGGGCCGGCAGCAGGACAAAGGCCCAGGGACGCGACACCCUGAGCCUGGAAAGGACUGCAGAGCUGGAGGCGUGGGCAGAGCCGAGGUGGGACGGACCACCCCCCCGGGAGCCGAGGCUGGCAGUGUGGUUCUGGAUGACAGUCCAGCCCCACCAGCCCCUUUUGAACACCGGGUGGUGAGUGUCAAGGAGACCUCAACCUCAGCAGUUUACACAGUGUGCCAGCAUGACGUCUUGGGAGGAGGCCGGUUUGGCCAGGUCCACAGAUGCACGGAGAAGUCUACAGGCCUCUCGCUGGCAGCCAAGAUCAUCAAAGUGAAGAGUGCCAAGGACCGGGAGGAUGUGAAGAAUGAGGUCUACAUCAUGAACCAGCUCAGCCACGUGAACCUGAUCCAACUCUAUGAUGCCUUUGAGAGCAAGAACAGCUUUACCCUCGUCAUGGAGUAUGUGGAUGGAGGUGAACUCUUUGACCGGAUCACAGAGGAGAAGUACCAGCUGACUGAACUGGAUGUGAUCUUGUUCACCAAGCAGAUCUGUGAGGGUGUGCAUUACCUCCAUCAGCACUAUAUCCUGCACUUGGACCUCAAGCCGGAGAACAUACUGUGUGUCAAUCAGACAGGACAUCAAAUUAAGAUCAUUGACUUUGGGCUUGCCAGAAGGUACAAGCCUCGGGAGAAGCUUAAGGUGAACUUCGGCACUCCAGAGUUCCUGGCUCCGGAAGUCGUCAACUACGAGUUUGUGUCCUUCCCUACGGACAUGUGGAGUGUGGGGGUCAUUACCUACAUGCUACUCAGCGGUUUAUCCCCAUUUCUAGGGGAAACAGAUGCAGAGACCAUGAAUUUUAUUGUGAACUGUAACUGGGAUUUUGAUGCUGACACCUUUGAAGGGCUGUCAGAGGAGGCCAAGGAUUUCGUUUCCCGCCUGCUGGUCAAAGAGAAGAGCUGCAGAAUGAGUGCUACACAGUGCCUGAAACACGAGUGGUUGAAUAAUUUGCCUGCCAAAGCCUCAAAAUCCAAAGUUCAUCUCAAAUCCCAAUUAUUACUGCAGAAAUACAUGGCUCAGAGGAAAUGGAAGAAACAUUUCUACGUGGUGACGGCUGCCAACAGGCUAAGGAAAUUUCCAACUUGCCCCUAAUUCUCAACUCGGCUGCUCCCGUGGGUCCCAGAAGUUACGGACUGGUGGUGAAGUGACGACUCAAGAUUUUUAAUAAUCCAGCCUUGUAGGGAUAUCGAUUCCAUUUAUUUUGUAAGAAGCGUUAUGGCUGUUGCCUUCUUUGUGGGUGAAAAGUGGCUGUAGGGAAAGUGACCCAUGGACCUUUUGUUCCUGCCAUCUAGAAUCAUACUAAGUUGAAAUGCCGUGUUUACUUCUCAAGUACACCUACUUUUGGCGAUAAAUGUAGGCAUGCUUUAGGGAGGUAGGAAAGCUUCUACUUUGUAUAUGUCAAACUUAAAGGCUAAGCUUACUCUGACUAAAGAACUCAGUAGACUCACACAGGGAUAUGUUAUCCGGCACACACAUCCUCUAGUACAAAGAAUUCCUAGAAUUUUGAUUUGCUCAAGUAUGAGCUGACAUUUAGGUGUACUAUCCUGCUCUAGUGGAAAGCAAUGUGGAUUUAGGGGUUGUGGUCCUCAAAUUUGUUUUAACUUGUGCUCCCUUUUGAGAAUCAAAUCGUGCAUCCUUUAAUAUUCUUUGAAACUUCAAAAUAUACUACCUGUCAUGGUUGAAUCAGAACAAUGAUCAUUUUACAUGUGCUUUUUAAAUCCAUACCCCCCUCUCCCCUCUCCUAAGUGGCCCCAUUCUGGCAUUGGUAGUCUUGUUUCUGACCUCCCUUCCAUUAUGAAUUUAUGGUCUAGGAAGUCUGGACACUGAUAUGCAAUAUGUAAAAGAGAAACAAGAGUGUCAUGGUUUUCAGUCUUCUGGGAGAAACACGGAAUGAUACUCAUGAGAAAAUAAACUGCUCUGCUAUACGAUAUACCGUU